CCCCGCUGCCCGCAGCCAACAUGGCCGCUGUCGCUACUGGCGCCUCACGCGGCAGCCACGACAGCCGCAGCCUCCCCAUGGAAGGGACGGAAGUGAUGUAGCGGCGGGAGCGGAACGGAGCGAGGCUGGGCCGGGCCGGGCCGGGCCGUGGGCGCCGGUUGCAGAGCGAUGAACAGCCGGCUGCAGGAGAUCAGGGAGCGGCAGAAACUUCGGCGGCAGCUCCUGGCCCAGCAGUUAGGAGCCGAAAACGCAGACAGCAUCGGAGCCGUGCUGAACAGCAAAGAUGACCUGCGGGAGAUCGCUGAAACAAGAGAAACGUGUAGGGCUGCUUAUGAUACUUCUGCACCAAAUGCAAAACGCAAAUAUCCAGAUGAGGGAGAAGCUGAUGAAGAAGAGAUUGAAGAAUAUAAGGAUGAAGUAGAGUUGCAGCAAGAUGAAGAGAACCUGCCCUAUGAAGAAGAGAUUUACAAAGAUUCUAGUACCUUUCUUAAGGGUACUCAGAGCUUAAAUCCUCACAAUGAUUACUGCCAACACUUUGUGGAUACAGGACACAGACCCCAGAACUUCAUCAGAGAUGUUGGCUUAGCAGAUAGGUUUGAAGAAUAUCCAAAACUUAGAGAGCUCAUCAGAUUGAAGGAUGAGCUGAUAUCUAAAUCUAACACUCCUCCCAUGUACUUACAAGCAGAUUUGGAAGCUUUUGAUAUUAGGGAACUGAAGUCCAAAUUUGAUGUGAUUCUCUUGGAACCACCUCUGGAAGAAUACUACCGAGAGACUGGCAUUACUGCCAACGAAAAAUGCUGGACCUGGGAUGAUAUCAUGAAGUUGGAAAUAGAAGAAAUUGCAGCACCAAGGUCAUUUGUGUUUUUGUGGUGUGGUUCAGGCGAGGGUCUGGAUCUUGGCCGAGUGUGUCUACGCAAAUGGGGUUACAGAAGAUGUGAGGACAUUUGUUGGAUUAAAACAAAUAAGAACAAUCCUGGAAAGACCAAGACUUUAGACCCUAAGGCUGUUUUCCAAAGAACCAAGGAGCACUGCCUCAUGGGUAUCAAGGGAACUGUGCGUCGCAGUACAGAUGGUGACUUCAUCCAUGCUAAUGUUGAUAUUGACCUAAUCAUCACAGAAGAGCCUGAAAUUGGCAACAUAGAAAAACCCGUAGAAAUUUUUCACAUCAUUGAGCAUUUCUGCCUUGGACGACGACGUCUUCAUCUUUUUGGAAGGGACAGUACAAUCCGACCAGGUUGGCUGACUGUAGGACCCACCCUCACAAACAGCAAUUUCAAUGCAGAAACAUACUCUGCAUACUUCACAGCUCCAAACUCCCACCUUACCGGCUGUACAGAGGAGAUUGAGAGACUUCGGCCCAAGUCACCACCACCCAAGUCCAAGUCUGACAGGGGAGGUGGUGCUCCUAGGGGAGGAGGAAGAGGAGGAACUUCAGCAGGCCGAGGAGAAAGGGGCAGAGAGAGGAACAGAACAAACUUUCGGGGUGAGAGGGGUGGUUUCAGAGGGGGCCGGGGGGGUACCCAUAGAGGAGCAUUCCCCACACGCUGAUGAUUGUUAGGUAAUCGCUUCUUCCCCUGGUCCUGUGCCUCAUCUCUGAAUCUUUUUCUUAGUUUUGUUUUUGCUGACGUGAAUUAUUCUGGGGACUUGAAGUAGAUGACUUUUAAAGUUGUUUCUGGUGCAAGCAGUCACAGAUAGUCUGCCUUCCAGUGACCAGCCAGGCACAUUGCCUCACCAAGCAGGCCCUGUCCCUGGCAGUACUAACUUGGCCUCCUCACAGCUUAUGAACCAGGGAGUGCCAUUUCAUCACACCUCAGAAAGGAUUGAAGAGGCUUUUCGCUUACAAGACUUGCAAGGUGUGGGCUUUUGUCAUUUUCUCCAAAACACAGAUUCUUCUGUCUUUGGAGGUUCAGGUUUGGAUUUGGAUUAAUACGAUGGAAGGGGCAUGAAAUGCAGUUCUGACUUGCAUGGCCGUAGCAGACUUACUCAUGGAAGAAAAAGACUGUGUCUAUUGAUACCUGUUUCAACUUGUUUGAGACCAAGGAGCAAACUGAAUAAAUAGAGUUCUAUUUUUUCUUAUUUGGUUUAAAUUUUCUGAAUUAUUCCUGGGAAUUUGGGAACAAGUUUUUCAUUCGUGGUGUAUAUACACUCUUCAUGUUUGUAGUGAGGAGAGUGGUAGUACUGUGUGCUGUGCUUCAUGGAAAGCAGUAAUUUGUAUGUUCAUGUGCAGUGCAGAACUUCACAGAUCUGGAUUGCUUCAUGAGUAGGGAUUUUCACCCAGUGUCUGUUCAUAAAUGCCUUGUUCUUUGGUAGGGAAAACUUCUGUUGCAGAGCAGUUGCAGCGUGAGAAGUAGAAAGACCUCACUGGAGGUUGCACUGGAAAUGUGAGGUGAUGUUGUGUUUCCUGAAACUUGUCACCUGAGUAACCAGGGCACAGUAAUUAAAUCAGAGUUUUGCUUUGCUGUGGACAUUAUGUUGUGUAUUGAAAUAGACAGUGGAUGAUCAGCUCCCAAGUACUGUGUGAAAAGAAAGGGAUUUACUUGGGUACGUACAAGAUGUAAUUUCAGUGAAACCACAACUCUGAACUUGUUGGUCAGUACUCUGCAGGCUGAACAAACCUGGCUGUUGAAAUCUCCAAGUCUUAUGUGUUGGAAAACUGGCUUUUAAGUCUCAUGUUUCCCUGCUGAAGUCUAGCUUUUAAGUAACUGUCUUGUAAAGUAAUGGCUUAUUAAACUUGUUUCUCAAAGCUAA
Calypte anna (Anna's hummingbird) is the source of this 2748-nucleotide messenger RNA. RefSeq names its product methyltransferase like 14 (gene METTL14). The coding region runs from base 169 to 1548 and encodes 459 amino acids. The record is from RefSeq and is a predicted model, not a curated record. Gene Ontology annotation, molecular function: mRNA binding. Gene Ontology annotation, cellular component: RNA N6-methyladenosine methyltransferase complex; nucleus. NCBI's taxonomy places the organism in Eukaryota, Metazoa, Chordata, Aves, Apodiformes, Trochilidae. The transcript has 11 exons.